GUCGAUAGGUGCUUUUCAACGUUCUACUUUCUAGCACCCGGAAGACUAUGCAGUUUAAAGAAUGGACACAAGCGUGCGCAGGAUUGAAGUUUCAUCGGAACCAGGGAAAAUCUAUUUCCUGAGAAUAACCUGGGAAGAGGAUCUUGGGUCAGGUUUCAGUGUGGAUUUGUGUGAUGGACAGUCAGCUUGGAGUGGGAAAGUGUCUGAAGAAGAGAUUUCCAAAGAAGCCCAAGAAAUGGAAAUGAAGAGAGACAUUUAUGUUGAUGAGCUCUGUCAGGCUCUGACUGCUGGAGGAAAGCAAACUAACAACUACAGUUUUGAUCUCUCCAGAGAUCCUGCAGACAGCCACACCCUGCAUUUCUCUUAUGAGAAAGUCCUGAAAGACGUAUUUUUCAAACUUGGAUCCGCUGAGCUGCAUACCAUCUCAAAGCCCAUUGAAGUCAUUAAAGAGCUGAUUAACCACGGACUCGACCGCAGCAGCGAGCUACAGGCCAGGAAUGAACACCUGCUGGGAGAGAACGAGAGGCUGGGACGAGAACGAGACUACGUUACUGAAGAGUUGAAGAAAUACGUCCAGGCCAAGGAGGUUCUGGAGCAGGAUCUGUACACUCGCUUUGCCCUGGUCCUCAAUGAGAAAAAGGCCAAGAUAAGAAAUUUGCAGGAGAAGUUGAAACAAGCACAAGAAGAGGUGGAGUCGGAACUGCAGCACAGAGGUGACACAUCUCCUGUUGAGAGCAAAGCGCCAGCAGAGCAAGAUUAUGAGGGAAGCACAGAUGAAGAAAGCAAAGAGAAUGAGAAUCCCAGACCUUCAACGUCAGCCAGAGUUAAACGUGGCCACACCCCACUUGAUGACAGUUUACAUGAUGUCACUGACGUAGCACCCACCCGCAAGCGCCGACAACGAAACCAAAGAGGUGAAAAGGAUGCUGGGAAAGAAGCCCAAGAGCCACAGGAGAAAGGAAGGUCGGGCUCCACCCAGCAGAAAUCAAGUGGCAGCAGUCAGCCCCCAAAGGAAUUUGCAGCCGCAGCCAGGAGCACCCCAGACCCAGAAGACCUCUUUGAUGACAUCUAGCCCAUAAUGCCUGUGGCACAAUCUCACGGUGCCAGAUUGUUUUGUAGUAAAGUGUAUGCAUGUUGUAGGUCUUUUAUUUAUAUGAUUGUUGAGUAACUAUUACAAGCAACUCAUUAUUUUUUUUAUAAUAAUAACAGCCAUUGAUUCACUGUAAGAGUUUGUUUGUUUUUUUUCUUCAAAAUAUAACAAAUGUACUUUCAACAUGAUUAUACUGUAGGUUGGAUAUGAGCACAUAUAACCUAUAAAAUAACCUAUAAACACAGGCUCUAAUAUAUACAGCAGCACACUUGAAUCAAUAUCAUUUUUCUCUCUUCAUCUGGCUUUGAGCUUAUCUGGAGAUUUUAAAUGCAUAUUGUCACCCAAGUGGAAUGCAAUUAGGAAUUCUGUUCAGUGCCAGCAGGGAAAGAUCAAAGCCUAGUGAGGACAGAUACAAAUAUAAAAGUGAUCAUUUAUAAUCCAAUAGUGGAGCAGCAGAAGAUCCCCAAACCACUCAGAAUGAAUGCCAACAUCGUCAUGUGAACAAUCUGAAGUUACUUAAUACAUUUUGUCACCUUAUUUCACAACCUUAAGUUACAACUCUCAAAUAUACAAAUAAAUGAAGCUAAAAUGAAACUGUGAAUAUUUCGAGGUUAAUAGUUCAAGCCUUCUUCAUUGUGUCUGUUAUUGAUCCUCUAUUGAAAUACCGUACUGUAAAUGCAGCUCCCAUGUGGUCCUUUACCUUUUUGGUACAUUAGUUUACACUAGUUGCUUUUGCUACUUUAAAGAUUUAGAAAAAUUUUCCCAGUUUUAAAAGGUUCUUACAACUUACUAUUGCUGCCUCUUGUAUGUGUGUCUCAUUAUGUAUCAUUGCAAAAUCCUUUAUAUACACUAUUAUAUACACAUAUACACAUAUACACACUAAUAUUGUUUUAAUAAUUUCACCCACAUGUAGGAAAAUUAAUCACCUGACCAAACUCCUCACUACCCAUGCUCAAUGUUGGGGAAGUUGCUUUUAAAAAUUAAUUUAAUUACAUUACAGUUACUGUACAAAUUACUUGUACAAAAUUGUAACUCGUUACUGUAACUAUUUGAUUUUUUUUUUUUUUUUUUUACAGUUACAAAUAAUUACUUCAUAGUUCACAUUUAUAGAGAGAUUUUUUUUUUUUAAUUUGGUCAGGCUGCAGUUUCUAAAUAUUAUUUGAAGAUCCAUCUAUAAGACCCAGUCAUUUCCUCCUCUGUGGGCAUUCCAUCAAGAUGAUAUACAAGUUACUGAAAAAUGUAAUCUGUUGUAUUGUAAUGUGUUAUUCCCCAACACUGCUGAUAAUAUGUGAACAAAAUCACCUCCAUUUAAUCUUCUAAUGUUUUUAUGUGUGCUUUUGUAUAGAUGAAAGUCCUUCUGGACCAUCUUUACAGUGUGUAGUGGGUGAUUAAAAAUGACCAUGUGAUUAUUUUCUUAAAAGGAUUUCCACAAAGCAUGCUUAUUAUAGUGGUGUUUUAUACUAGGCUCCUGGAUAUUAAAUCAAAAUAAAAAAAUAAUCUAAAUAAAAA
Polyodon spathula (Mississippi paddlefish) is the source of this 2599-nucleotide messenger RNA. RefSeq names its product X-ray repair complementing defective repair in Chinese hamster cells 4 (gene xrcc4). NCBI's taxonomy places the organism in Eukaryota, Metazoa, Chordata, Actinopteri, Acipenseriformes, Polyodontidae. Gene Ontology annotation, biological process: immunoglobulin V(D)J recombination; double-strand break repair via nonhomologous end joining; response to X-ray. The transcript has 8 exons. Bases 62 to 1072 code for a protein of 336 amino acids. Gene Ontology annotation, cellular component: DNA ligase IV complex; DNA-dependent protein kinase-DNA ligase 4 complex; nucleus. Gene Ontology annotation, molecular function: DNA binding. The record is from RefSeq and is a predicted model, not a curated record.